Molecule: messenger RNA, 7624 nt
Organism: Astyanax mexicanus (Mexican tetra)
Lineage: Eukaryota; Metazoa; Chordata; Actinopteri; Characiformes; Acestrorhamphidae
Gene: dcakd
Product: dephospho-CoA kinase domain containing
Exons: 5
Coding region: 231-920 (229 amino acids)
Biological process (GO): coenzyme A biosynthetic process
Molecular function (GO): ATP binding; dephospho-CoA kinase activity
Source: RefSeq, a predicted model, not a curated record
UAUAGCUAAGGCUAAAAUCAGCUGUUUACACACAUUUAAACACAUUACAGAGCUUUAAAUGACUAAAACACAGAUUUACCGGCUGUAUGCGGACUAUAGAGCACAUAUACAUGGUGUCUGACUGGAUAGCUGCUUAGCUUAGCUCGGUUUAAACAUAUAAACACACACAGUGUGAGUUCAGUGAGGUGGAAAAGACUCAAGAAAUGACUUAAACUCAGCCACACUGAGUCAUGUUUCUGGUAGGGCUGACUGGAGGGAUAGCCUCAGGGAAGAGCACCGUGUCCUCUCAGCUGAGGGAGCUGGGCUGCCCUGUCAUUGAUGCAGAUGUUGUGGCCAGAAAAGUGGUGGAGCCACACAGUGCUGCGUACAGGCUGGUGGUGCAGCACUUUGGGCAAGAGGUGUUGCUGGAGAACGGAGAGAUAGACAGACAGAAGCUGGGAAACAUCAUCUUCUCCAGCCCUGAGAAACGCAGGCUGCUCAACUCUAUUACACACCCAGAGAUCCACAGAGCCAUGCUCAAACAGAUCCUGCUCUACUUCAUCCGAGGUUAUCGGUACGUGAUUCUGGAUGUGCCUCUGUUGUUUGAGACGCGGCGUCUCACGCGCUUCUUAAAUCACACAGUUGUCGUCUACUGUGAUCCUGCCACACAGCUGGCUCGGCUGAUGCACAGGGACGGUUUGAGCCAGGAGGAGGCCGAGCGACGAGUUGCCGCGCAGAUGCCCCUGAACGAGAAGCGAGGUUUGGCCAGCCACGUGAUCGAAAACUCGGGCUCGCGCGAGGACACGCACCGCCAGGUCCUCAAACUGCACACCAAGCUGGAGGACUCCAUGGAGUUCCUGAUCGUAAGGGCCAUUGCUGUGGCAGCUGUUGCCGGCCUAGGAGGCCUCUUCCUGUACACGGUUAGGCUCCUGGCGUCUUAGCCGCUAGGUGGAACUUUUAAUGAGAUGUGCCCUCUAAAAUGGAGCCAAGGGCUUCCAUGCAGUAACGGUGGAGGAGAAUAUGGUGAAUGUGGGUUAAAAAUGUGAUUUUGAAAUGUAAUGUGAAAUUUGAAGGUUUUAAUGUUUAAAUAGAUUUAUAAUAUAUAUUAUAAGAAAACACUAAUGACAUUUUUAAUAGUUCUCACAAUGAAUUUGACAAUCUAAACCUCACAAACAAAUGACCUCUGACUUCUUAACACAGUGCACAUACUUCACAGUUCUUCAGAUCUGUUCCUAGAGGUCCAGCAAUUUUGAAGGAAAUCAAACAUUCAAACAGUACUAGACAUCGGACGUUCUUAUUUUUUUUUUAUAAUUUUAUUUCUUAUUUUGCUCAUUUUCUCCCCAAUUUACACGGCCAAUUACCCAACCCACUUAUUAGGACUCCCCCUAUCAUUAGUAAUGCCCCAACACACCAGCACAUGCAUCCUUCGAGACAUGUGAAGUCAGCCACCACUUCUUUUCGAGCUGCUGCUGAUGCAGCAUUACCAAACAGCAUCACAGCUCGCUCUGAGGGAAAAAAACGCAGCGGCUCGGUUCCAGUACAUCAGCUCACACACGCCCUGUGCUGUGGACAUCACCCUAGGAGUGAUGUGGGGAGAGAGCGCCAUCUACCCACCCAGAGGGAGCAGGGCCAAUUUUGCUCCCUCUGACGCCGGCAGCUUGAUGGCAAAGCUGCAUGAGCGGGGGUUUAAACCUGCGACCUCCCGCUCAUAGUGGCAGCGCUUUAGACCGCUGGACAACUCGGCGCAUAAGACAUCGGACGUUCUUCACCACAUCUGAAGAACUGCUUGUGUAUGUAUAUCAGCUUGUGAACACGUUUAAUGUCCACUUAGUCGUCUUUUUUCGGUUUUGUAUGAGAUCUAUUUUGGAAUUUGCAUCUAAUAACUGAUGCUUAGUCCAUUUAAAGGUCAGUCAUUUGGCAUUCUGUGUUCAUUCCAAGCUAAAGCAUUCCAGUAGGCUGCAGUAGUUAGCAAAACACUUAAAGGGGACUCUCACAUUUUAAUCAAUUUUCUGCUUAAACAAGAAUAUAACAAUAUAAUUAAGAGCUGUUUGAAAUGUAAUGGCAGCUUGGACAGUCAGUCCUUAUAGUGGUAUAAAUAACUUAAAUGUCAAAUGUCAGGGGACGGCCACACCUGUACAGGUUGGCCUGCAUAGCAUCGAGACUUGAAAUGUCAGAUUUUGAGCAAGUCCAAAACUUAAACUGUGCCCAGAAUUAUUCAUUAUAUACUACUGCGAGGUUCUGCCAUUUUGUAGCGGUGACCUAAAAUGUAGAACUGAUAUUUCAGCGCUGAGUAACGUAUAGUGUACAAACAAACAUGGAUUGCUCCUAUUUAGGGAUGGAUUGAUGUGGGAAUUCUGGGCCAGUUCAGGAAAAGGACUAGGCGACACUGGACACACUACUUUAAAUUACUUGAUUUAAGCUAGAUUCAUUUGUUUUUAUAAAUAACAUAUUUUCAUACAGUUGUGUUCAAAAUUAUUUAACCCCCUCUACAGUAAAGUGUUUUAGCAAGUUUAACUUUUUUUUUAUCUUGUUCAUUAGAUUAGAGCAAAUAAGGACUUGUAUAAUAGACGAAUGCAACUUAAAUUACAGCAAGUUUUUUCUAUAUACCAAAAAAUGACCUUUUUGUGAUUUCCUCAUUAACACAAUUAUUCAUUCCCUUAGUCACAUACAACAUUAAUACUUAGAACAACUUUAUAACGUUAUAACGUUCUUCAAACAUGAAACAUAGCUUGACACACAUUUCUUGCAGUGAUCAACAGGUAUUUUUGCCCAUUCCUCAUAUGCAAAGACCUCCAGUUUUUUUUGACAUUCUUUGGAUAGCGUGUUGCAACUGCCUUCUUCAAGUCCCACCAGAGAUUUUCUAAGGAAUUUAAGUUUAGCGAUUGCGAUGGCAACUCCAGAAUCUUCCAGCCCUUCUUCUGCAACCAAGCCAUGGUAGAAUUAGAGCUAUUCUUGGGUUCAUUGUCCUGUUGGAAGAUCCAGCGUCUCCCAAGCUUCAGCUUUGUCACUGCAUUACAUUUCCACCCAAGGUCUCCUGGUAGUUAACUGAAUUCUUGGUAUCUUCCACAGCAGAGCAUGACUGAUCCACCACCAUGCUUCACAGUAGCCAAGGUGAUAUUUUCUGUAUAAGCCUUUUUUUUCUCUUCCAAACAUCUUACUGAUCCAUAGGCCCAAAUAAUAAAAUUUUUGUCUCGUCGUUCCAAAGAACAGUAUCCCACCAACCAUUGUGGUUUACCCACAGUGACCAUUCGCUGGACUUGACCAUGUUGCAAAGACACCAUUAACUGACUAGAAGGUGCUGAGUAUGUAAAUCCUCAGCUCUGCGUAAUUAAAUCUGCUAAUUGCUGCUUGUUAUGGUUCUGUUCUAAAUGCCUGAUUAAAAACAGCUAAUUAAAACUUAUAUUCUUGAGUGUGGAAAUCUUUAAGGGUUGAUAAUUUUGAGAAUAAAUCACAAAAAGGACAUUUGUUGGUGUAUUAGAAUUUUUCUAUUUUAUUCAUUUAAGUUGCAUUUGCUAUUAUACAAGUCCUUCUUUGAUCUGAUUGUAAACAAAAUAAAAAAAACUAAAUAUUAAACUUGCUAAAACACUUUACAGCAGUGGGGGUUGAAUCAUUUUUAAAACAACUGCACAUAAUAAACAUUUCUGCCGAUCUGAUGAUGAUAUACAUAUUUAUGACUUACAGAGACUACACACACUGGUAUAACUUUACUAGGGGACCUAGGAAAAUGUAUACAAACUAGCUUGAAUCAAAUCAUUUUAAAGUAGUGUGACCAGUGUUGGGCAAUUGUAGUAGUGUGGCCAGUGUCACCUGGUUCUUUUCCCGGCAUGCAUUAAUUACUCAGCAAGUAUCGCAUUGAAAUAUUCUCCAAAUAGGCUGAUGCCUAAUUUUUCACAGAUUGUCUGAGGAAGACUGUUGUUCAGACACAUUAUGGGAGCUCACACUUAUUACCAGAUUUGCAAAAUCAUUCACUACUUUAUAGGGAAACGUAUAGGGAAAUGUAUAGGGAAAAUAUAUAGGAAAAUUUGUGUUCUUUAUAUUAUUAUUGUUCUGCAUAGUGAUCUGUUAUGGAUCAUGUAGGGAACAAGGAACAGUUUUAAAUACAGUUUAAGUUUUAUAUGAGAACUAUUUUCCCUUAUUUUACCUCCACCAUGAAUAGAUUAUAUUUAUUUCGAUGCCCAGCUGCAACAUACAGCUAUGGAAAAAAAAACAUAAAAGACCAAUUAAAAUUAUGUUUCUUUGAUUUUACCAAAUUGAAAACCUCUAAAACAUAAUCAAGAGGAAGAUGUAUGAUCACACGCCAUCAAACCAAACAGAACUGCUUGAAUUUUUGCAGCAGGAGUGAAAUAAAGUUAUCCAAAAGCAGUGUGUAAGACUGGUGGAGGAGAACAUGCCAAGAUGCAUGAAAACUGUGAUUAAAAGCCAGGGUUAUUCCAUUAAAUAUUGAUUUACUCUUUCUUCGCAUUAUUUGAGGUCUGAAAGCUCUGCAUAUUUUUUGUUAUUUCAACCAUUUCUCAUUUUCUGCAUAUAAAUAACAUUAUUUUUAUUUGGAAGAAAUGUUGUCAGUAGUUUCUAAAAUAAAACCACAAUGUUCAUUUUCCUCAAACAUAUACCUAUAAAUAGCAAAAUCAAAGAAACUGAAGUGGUCUCUUUUUUUUUUUUUUUUCCAUAGCUGUAGUUAUUUCCCAAGUUACAUGUCUUGCUCUGUGCUUGUCAAAAAGUAAAGUAGGACUACGUAUGUUAAAGAACUUUUUAUAUUUUCUUGCUUGUGAUUUAUGCAAUGUUUGUGACAAAUGGAUGGGCUUCCCCUUUAAGCUGUUCAGCUUCAUUAACUUUUACAUUAGCCAGUCUGAUGCAUUAUUUGCUUCUUCCAAAAUAAGUAAUUGGAAAUAAGCUUUUCCUGUCUAUGUAUUAUGUAUUAUGCAUACACUCGUGUAUGCCCAUAUACCACAGACACAGAAUUAGAUCACCUAAAUUAUGCAUAAAAGCAUACCAUAGACUUCUAAAAACAAGGAUCCAGUCAAUUUGCAGCCUAUUAAAACAGUUCCAUUUAUUAUUGUACAUUUAUUGCUGCAUACAAAAUUAAAGACGUAGUGGUUUAUUUAGUUAUUAUUGAGGGUUACAGUGAAAUAAGCUUUAAAUAGUGGGUUUAUGUUGGCUAAAAGGGGAAUUAGAGCUUCUAACUAAUUCUGACUUCUAAACCAACCUGUUAGAAAAGAGUUGUAUUAUUUUGUGAAUCCACUGGCUCUUCAGCACUGAUUUUACUGACAUUUACUGAAAAAAUGGUUAUCUGGGGCAAAAAUCAAAUUUGCUACUGGUCCUUCAGGCUGCAGUUUCAACAUGCAUUCAUAAAACUGUUCCCAUACUUGCCCGUGACACUGGGGGUUUCUAAUUGCACAGCAGCAAAAACACAUCAAAGUAACAUAGGUAACUUUUUUUCAAAACUUUAAAUCAUUUAGGAUCUGCCUGUCUGCACUGCCCCUAUUGGGUUAGUAUGUAGGGUACCUCUUAAAAGCAUCACAUUCAUUUUAUGAACACACACAAUGGACACACUAAACUGGUCCAGCAAAUGAAAGGAGAUGAAAGCCAGCCAUCAUGUGUAUGCAAUGGUGUAGUUUACAGCUAGUAUAGCUUUAAUCUAAUACGCUUAUUCUGUAAGAAGGGGACGGGUCUAUCAAAUGAGUAGGCAUAUCUGGCUCUAUUUCUAGUCUCUGCUGCAAUUUUUACAACAUGAUGGACAGUGUUGUAUUUAUUUGUAUAGACCUAAAAACAAUAAAACCACAGCAUCCAAGUUUUCUACAGUUAGCAGUAGAACUAUGGCAUCAUUUUACUGCCAAUAGUCGAGAGCGAAGUUUUUGAAUGCAAGAGCCUAUUUCAUGCAGAGCUCACAGAUUUUAUUUGCUCACGUGUAAAAUAUAGGUGUGCUCACACAAGUUUACCAUGCUCUCUCUCUCAGAUUAACUCUUCUCUUGUACGAAUCUUCGCGUACAUAUAGAAUCUCUUCCAGAGAUUAGCUGCGUUUCAAAAUCUAGUCUGCAGUCGAGGUAGACCGGGUCCUUGUCCUAUAAAGAUUCCUUCUCAGUAACCUGUUGUGUGCACAUUUGGAUCAGUCUAGCUAUGCUUUGUAGUAGGGGUGCAAUGGUACAGAAUAUUCAUGGGUCAGUUCACACCUCUGUAUUAAACCCCUGAGUUUGGUACGUUUUCGGUACGUGCGGUUGGUGGAAAAAAUAAAGAGGCAGUGCAUUAUGUAUAGCCUCACUUUAAUUAACUUCACAAUAACAAUGAAUCUUACUUAUAACCAUUUUUUUGUUUUUUGGGUGUGAAUGUUGUAACAGGGCUCGAGCUUUUUUAUUAAAUGCUUGAAACCAGGUUUCUCUCCUACUGUCAUCAUGAGAGGCAACAUCUUUUGGAUCUUGUUGGAACAAAGAAACAGUGAGCCUGAUUGUGGAGCUUUAUUAAAAACAAAAACAACAGCAUUACUUUAACUGCUUAAAUUACAAAUAUUUUCCUAAGCAUAUUACUGGAUGCAUUUCAGUGUUUGAGUUCUUUUUAAGAAAUAUCAGCAUUCGAUUGUUACAAUUAAAUUAUAUUAGUGGUGUCAAUCACUUAAAAAUGAAUUAAAAUCAUUUUUUAAUGCAAUUUUUUAUGCAAUUUUCAAUCAUUUUUUAUGCUGGAAUAUGGUAGUGUGGUUUAGGUCUGGCAGACUAGAUCAUUUUGUGCUGUAUUACAAUAUCUCAGAGAGGGAGAGAGAGUGUGAGAGAGAAAGACAGUAUGAGUGAAUGAUCUGUGAUUCUGCGCUGCUCUCUGCUUGUGUGCUCCAGCCUGCACUGUUUCCAAUCAGAGCUAAACUUCUUAGCGCAGUCUAUGGGUCAAUAGCGAGUUGCUAGUAGCAACAGUGCUACAGCUGCACUUUCCGGGAUAUGUUCAUUGGUUCCACAAGUCUCCUACUGCUACUCCUACUCUCCUACUCGUGUAUUUUGCGUCCGUUUGCGUAAACCAAACCUGUGACCCCUGUACUGUGACGGUUCGUAAAAAAUACACGUACCGUUACGCCCCUACUUUGUAGUGACAUCACACACACGUGAUAAGGCACAAAAGUUAUGUGCUUUUUAAUUUAUUUACAGAAAUAAUGAAUAAAUACUUUGAAAUAUUUUUAAUUAAACACUUCUCAAGAGUCUUUGUAUAUCACCAUUUUUGCCAAGUUUUUUCCUUUGCAAUGAAUGUGCUCAUUUAAUUGUGGGCCUCCGAGGGCCAUAAAGGAUACAUCAGCUGUGUCCUUCAAAUCAUCCAAAAAUUCUCCUGCAUUUAUUUGGCUGUUUACGAAGGAUCCUUCACUUUGAAACAGCUUUGUAUGACUUAGACUUUGUGACGCAGUUUAGCCCUGGUUUCAGGCCUGAUGCUGAGGUUGUGAGGUUUGUGAUGCCUGUCACAGGUCAUUCCUUAUGUACUGUAAUCAAAGACAAUGCUAAAACUGCACACUUCCAGUCCAUCAUCUGCUCUGUUAUCACUGUGUAUUUCAGUUUAUGGUGAAGUCACUCACACAAUACGUCAACAGAAUGUAUUUGUUUGCAAAUAAAAAGGAAUGUAACUGGUCUAAUCUGCAGAUUAAACAAGGUUGGCUUCACCACAUCACCUGCUGUAAUGCUCA